AUGAACGAGCUGCUCUCUGACAGAAAUACAUACGAAAUCAUUAAAAAAGAUCCCACAAAAAAACUAACUGGCGAGGUGCGUACUCUACUGUCGAAUUGGAAGAACAAAGAAUACAUAGAUCACAAAACAUACAGGGAAUUAUUGAACACGGAUGGGUCGAUUCCAAGGGCUUAUGGGUUGCCAAAAAUUCACAAAACCGGCUAUCCUUUACGCAUAAUAGUUUCUUCGAUAAAUAGCCCGUUAUACAACUUAGCUCAGUUUUUACAUCUGACCAUAAAAAACAGCAUCCCGGAAGCGGACAGUCACGUCACCAGCAGUUUUCAAUUAGUUAAUAAACUAAAAGGAAUCUGUUUGGAUCCAAAUGAAAAAUUUGCCUCAUUGGAUGUGGUAUCACUCUUCACAAAUGUGCCCACGGACUUGGCUGUUAAAUGCAUUUCGGACAACUGGGAGGUGAUGAUAUCAUCUGAGCCGAAUAAAUUGUCACCUCUAGAAGAACGAUACGGCAUACAUGUUUCUCCCGAACAGUUUCCAAUCGAGUCGAGUUUAGAGAUGAUUCACAAUGAAUGGUUCGUCAAUCUCAGCAAUAUUACUUUUCCGCCUGAGGUCCAACUGCUGUUACAAUUAGGAGAGAAGUUCGGCUUACCUCUCACUAACAUCAGAUGGCGAUGCCUCAUGGCAUCGAAGUAUGACGACCGGUUUUUGUCAAUCCUGGCGAGGUCGAGGACGCCUCCGAGGGAGGAGGGCCUACAGGCGAGCCCGCGUGAGGCGGUCUGGAGCCCGCGGGAGCAUGGUUCGAGGAGCCCGCAGGUACCACAAAGGGAGGAGGCACCUCUUAGGAUAAUAGUAGAUGUGGCCACCGGGAGGAAGACGGUUGCCUUCUACAAUUAA
This is a messenger RNA of Wasmannia auropunctata (little fire ant), 888 nucleotides long. RefSeq lists its product as uncharacterized. The transcript is spliced from 3 exons. The record is from RefSeq and is a predicted model, not a curated record. Lineage: Eukaryota; Metazoa; Arthropoda; Insecta; Hymenoptera; Formicidae. Bases 1 to 888 code for a protein of 295 amino acids.